AUGCCCGAAUCAACAAGUUUGACCUUCAAUCUCCUCUCUGAUGAAAUCAGGCAAAGCUCCGCCAUUGGCGCCGAAGUCCAACUGCCUCCAGGAAUGCCCAUGCUGGACUUGGACCGCUUAACCGACAACGACAAAGAUACUCUCCGAAAAGCCCUUUUCGAGAAUCAAGUCAUUGUCAUCAGAAAACAAAAAGGCAUUGACCCCACUGUCUUGCCGAAGCUCGCUAAGAUUUUCGAUCCCAAUGCAUCCGACGUCCAUUCCGCCGGAGAGAAAGCUGUGAGCGACCCCAAGAACAUCUUGUCUGCAUACAAAGCAGGAAGAAUCCCCAGAGCCCCCCAGGUUGGAAUCAUCGGCUCGGGGAAGUUCCAAGACUAUGAAGGUCUGAAGGAGCUGGAGGUGGUGCAUCUUGAUCACACAUUGUUUCAUGAGGAGCCUCUCAGUCAAGAGGAAUUAGAUGACGGCUAUACCCGUCCAUACCGGUGGCACAUGGAUACCCCUUUCUACGAGCGUCUGCCAGGUGAAGUGACUAUAUUGCACUCAAUUCGCAUUCCCAAUGUACCGGAUCAGAAGAUCAAGUUCCCUGAUGGGAAAGAGAAGAUUAUCGGUGCUGGAGCCACGGCUUUCUUUUCCGGCGCUCGCGUAUUUUCUCUGUUGACGCCCGAGGAACAAGAAUUCGCCCUUAAUACCACAGUCACCUAUGCUCCCCAAGCAUAUGAGUAUAUCCGCCAAUGCAAAGCAUCCGAAGAUGGUCUGACGAUCCCGAAUUUUGGGCGGGAGAUAGCAGUGGAAGGAUUGUCGGAAUGGGCGUGGGGCAAAGUCGCCGAGCACCCGAUGGUCUGGCGAAACCCGCUGAAUCCCGACCGGCCAUUUUUCCAGGUGCAUGGUUGUUGCGUUUACAGGCUCACAACGCGGAACCCAGCGACAGGUGAUAUCACGGUGAUGGAUGAUGUUGAGAAGGUCAGAGAAGUGGUGUACAAGAUGCAGAGCAAGAUAUUUGCCGCUGAGAAUAUUUAUGCCCACGAUUGGCAAGAGGGUGAUGUGGUCAUUUUCCACAACAGGGGUGUAAUGCACAGUAUUACUGGGCAACUAGCCAAAUACAAGGAAGAGGAGGACAAGAGGAGGUUGCUCUGGCAAUGCACAAUGACAAGCACAACUCCCCCAAGCCCUUCCGGGACUACGAGGGAGUCAACGACACGGGGUACGUGA
Penicillium samsonianum is the source of this 1206-nucleotide messenger RNA. Its product is annotated as TauD/TfdA family dioxygenase. Bases 1 to 1206 code for a protein of 401 amino acids. The record is from RefSeq and is a predicted model, not a curated record. Lineage: Eukaryota; Fungi; Ascomycota; Eurotiomycetes; Eurotiales; Aspergillaceae. The transcript has 4 exons. Gene Ontology annotation, molecular function: oxidoreductase activity.